Molecule: messenger RNA, 4437 nt
Organism: Hymenoscyphus albidus
Lineage: Eukaryota; Fungi; Ascomycota; Leotiomycetes; Helotiales; Helotiaceae
Source: the annotation of a GenBank genome assembly
AACAAAUAAUACCCGCUCAGUGCAAACGGAUCUGAGCGACCCCUCUUCAACCCCCCAAUUUUCGAAUCAGACGCCACCACGUCGAAAUUUUUGCCCAGAGCGCUCUGGGUGCGCAGGUCGCCGUUCAGAAGUACUUUGAGAUAUCGAUAUCCGUUGGUCAGAAUGGCUACCAACGCUGCGUCGGCGAACCCAAGUAGGAAAACUGCCCCUCAAUCACUUGCGAUAUGGCUUCUAAUUCACAAUUGAAAUAGUUGGUGAGCCAACAGGACCUGUGUCUGGACCACCACCCCCAGUUUCAGACGAGACCAAAGUAGCCGUAGCAGAAGCCGCCAAAUCAUCACCCACAGGAUCGCAUGUACCGGGCGAGGAUGCAGGCAGUAAGGUUGGCACCGCAGAAGUCGGAGAGGGCGAGAAGAAAGUAAAAAGCGAGAAAGAAUGUAGGUAGAUCUAUAUCGUGUCAUAUUGGAAGCUUAUCAGAACAUAAUCCACAACCGAAUUUACAAUUGAAUUUGUGUUGACUCAUUGCACGAAUAGUAGAGCGAGAGCGCAAGAAAGCCGAAAAGCAGGCUAAAUUUGAUCAAAAGAAAGCCAAAGUCGCUUCCAAAGCAGCCGCCCCCACGACUAGCAAGAGCAAAGAGAAGAAGGCCAAGGCGGAAAAAAAGGCUGAAGAGGAUGUCUUGCCAGCAUAUGUUGAAGAAACACCUGCCGGGCAGAAGAAGAGUAAGACGGUCCACCAGAUCUACGAGAUCCUAGGAAUGGAGAGGCUGACCAAUUUACAGUUAUCAAAUCUUUCGAUGAUCCUCAGUACAAAGCCUACAAUCCUAUCGCCGUCGAAUCUGCGUGGUAUUCCUGGUGGGAAAAGGAGGGGUUCUUCAAGCCUGAAUUCACACAAGAUGGUAAGGUGAAGCCUGAGGGCUCCUUUAUCAUUGUGGAGCCACCUCCCAAUGUCACGGGAAAUCUUCAUAUGGGUCAUGCUCUGGGCAAUGCGCUUCAGGAUGUGAUGAUCAGAUGGAACCGUAUGCACGGCAAGACCACCUUAUGGCUUCCUGGUUGCGAUCAUGCCGGUAUCUCGACACAAAGUGUGGUUGAAAACAUGUUGUGGCGCCGUGAGAAAAAGACCCGUCAUGAUUUGGGAAGACCAGAGUUUGUGAAAACCGUUUGGGAGUGGAAGGAAGAAUACCACCACCGAAUCAACACUGUUUUGCGAAGAAUGGGCGGCUCGUUUGAUUGGACUCGUGAAGCUUUUACCAUGGACCCAAAUUUUGCUGGUGCUGUAACCGAAACAUUCGUUACUUUACACGACGAGGGCAUCAUUUACCGGGCAAACCGACUCGUAAACUGGUGUACACAACUGAACACGGCCUUGUCAAACCUCGAAGUCGACAACAAGGAGUUGACUGGUCGCACUCUACUCGAUGUACCAGGUUACGAUAAGAAGGUUGAGUUUGGUAUCAUUGUCCACUUCAAAUAUAAGAUUGAAGGAUCGGACGAGUUGAUCGAGGUUGCAACCACCCGUCCUGAGACCAUGCUUGGAGAUACGGGUGUUGCUGUUCAUCCUGAUGAUGGGCGGUAUAAACACCUUGUGGGAAAGAAUGCUAUUCAUCCCUUUAUCGAAGGCCGCCUCAUGCCAAUUGUCGCUGACGACUACGUCGACAAGGAGUUUGGUACUGGUGCGGUAAAGAUCACUCCUGCCCAUGAUCCAAACGAUUUUGCACUGGGUACAAGACACAAAUUACAGUUUAUCAACAUCUUGACAGAUGACGGUAUGAUGAAUGAGAAUACUGGUCCAUACGCUGGUCAAAAGAGGUUUGAUGUCCGAUAUACUAUCCAAGACGAUUUGAAAAAGGCUGGAUUGUAUGUCGACAAGAAGGAUAAUCCUAUGUCCGUCCCUCUCUGUAGUAAGUCAAAGGAUGUGAUCGAGCCACUCAUGAAACCACAGUGGUGGAUGAAGAUGUCAGAGAUGGCGGACGCGGCCCUGAAGGUUGUGACCUCAGGAGAGAUCAAGAUUUUGCCUGAAACUGCCGAGAAGAGCUACAUAAGAUGGAUGUCGAACGUGAAUGAUUGGUGUCUAUCCAGACAACUCUGGUGGGGUCACCAAGCACCAAUGUACUUUGCUGAAAUCUAUGGCGAAGAGCAUGAUAGAGCAGAUGGAAAGCUCUGGUUUGCUGGCAGAACCGAGGAAGAAGCAUAUGAGAAAGCUGCAAAGGCAUUGCCGGGAAAGAACUUCGUACUCAAAAGAGAUGAGGACGUACUAGACACAUGGUUCUCAUCUGGUCUUUGGCCAUUUGCAACAUUGGGUUGGCCCAAUAAGACUCACGACCUCGAAACCUUGUUCCCCACGAGUGUUUUGGAAACCGGCUGGGAUAUUUUGUUUUUCUGGAUCGCUCGUAUGAUCAUGUUCAGUCUAAAGCUGACCGGAAAGGUGCCAUUCACUGAAGUAUAUUGUCACUCGUUGAUUCGCGACUCAGAAGGCCGAAAGAUGUCGAAAUCACUGGGCAAUGUCAUUGACCCACAAGAUGUUAUCGAGGGUAUCACUUUGAAUGACCUUCACCAAAAGCUCUUGCUUGGCAACUUGGCCCCAGCGGAAGUUGAGAAGGCAAAGAAGUACCAGAAAUCUGCUUUCCCGGAUGGUAUCCCCCAAUGCGGCACAGAUGCACUCCGAUUUGCCCUGGUUUCCUAUACUACCGGUGGUGGGGAUAUUGCUUUUGAUGUUCGCGUCAUUCACGCUUACCGUAAAUUCUGUAACAAGAUUUACCAAGCAACCAAAUACGUGUUGGGUAAAUUGGAUGCCGACUUUGUACCCCUGAAGCAGGGCGGAAUCACAGGGAAAGAGUCCCUCUCAGAACGAUGGAUUCUUCACAAGCUAACAAUCGCUGCAAAAAACGUCAACCAAUCUCUCGGAGACCGGGAAUUUAUGCGCUCAACAACUUUCGUCUACCAGUACUGGCUCAACCAACUCUGUGAUGUUUAUAUUGAGAACUCAAAGGCAAUCCUGCAAGAUGGCACCGCAGCGGAGAAGCGGUCGGCCCAAGACACCUUGUACACAGCCCUUGAAGGUGGGUUGACAAUGAUUCAUCCAUACAUGCCAUACUUGACCGAAGAGUUAUGGCAGAGAUUACCUCGUCGUCCCGAUGACAAAACACCUUCGAUUGUCCUUGCCAAAUAUCCUGUCUAUGACGCAAAGAUGGACGACGCAAAAUCUGAGGACGCCUAUGAGCUGGUAUUGAACAUAUCCAAAGGCAUCCGGUCAUUGAUGGCAGAAUACUGUCUCAAAGAUGAGGGCAAAGGUUAGUUUUCAUCCUAAAAGUUCCUCCCCGCAGCGAUCUAACCACAGUAGUUUUCAUCCAAACCAACGAUACUACCUCUCAUGAUACUGCCACCGCCCAGACACAAUCCAUCAAAUCUCUCUCUGGCAAAGGUGUGGCAUCCAUCACUAUCCUACCCCCAGGCUCUCCUCGCCCCGCAGGUUGCGUAAUCUUCACAGUCUCUGCAUCGUCCGCGGUGUUCCUUCAUGUCAAAGGUCGCGUCGACAUUGAUGCCGAAAUCUCUAAAGCCUCCAAGAAGCUCCAGAACACCCAGAAGGCUAUUGAGAAGCAAAAUAAGAUCCUGGGUGACGAGGGCUACAAAGAGAAAGCCAGCGAAGAGUUGCAAAAGGUUGAACAAGGAAAGUUGAAGGAUCUUGAGAGCGAGGCCACGGGAUUUUCGGAAACCAUUGCUCAGUUCGAGACUCUUAAGUUGGAGGCUUAAAUUCCCGAUGAGAUGUAUGCUUACAACUUUGGAGGUUAUUUCUGGCAGCUCCAGUCAUCUACUGUAUGACAAAGUAAGUGGUUUCUCUCACUAAAGAUUAGAACAUAAUAAGAUUUCCCAUAGUCCUUUUUCGUCUCCAGAUAUGAGGUGUAACGUCAGUGUGUGUGAGUAUAAUCUUCCGAUAAGAGCUUGGUUGGUUCACAGUGGCCAGGCUGGGUCAGAAACAUCGGUAACUCUGGAGAAUAGAGCGAUUAAAAAGUGACAGUCUCAAAAAGGCCCCUGUGUGGUAUCAGCCCCCCUUCCUUUGGACACACCGCUGUCCAGUAGACAGUUGCGUAGUUACGUGGGCAAAAAAGGACUCUCAACAUUAGCUACCCCCAAAAAAAAAGCUCAAAAAAAAAGGCAAAUCCUUUAGACCCCCUCCCAGUGGGAGGCAGUGGGAGGGGGCCUCAGGAGAAAUCCCCCUUCCAUCAGGGAUUUUUUUCUUUCAAGUUCAAUCAAGUUGAAGUUGGGCCGGAAACAGCUUAGGGGGCGAGGCGAUGAUGGAUGAACACCCCCUAACUGAUUGGGCCAGGCGGCAGUUAGCCCAAUCUUGAUGGUAACGGACGUGUUAUUUGGGGAUAUGAAUGUUGUUUUGCGAUUUGUGUGAGGGUUUGGAUAAGCGAGAGGUUGUGAUUGGGCAGGUUGGUG